AACAGAAUUGGAGAAUUUGCGCGCGAAACGGUUACCCCUCCAAGUUCUCAUAUUCUAACAGUUUUCCCCGCCAAACCCCCUACAAAAGUAAAUUCUUUCUUUCUCUCUCUAAAAAAGAGUUGAAAACAAAACAAAGAAUCUCUCCGACACAAGCUCCGUUACAGUGAGUCUCAAAUCAAUAAAGCGAAAAUCCUAACCCUAACUCCAUCUCUUACCAACUUCAAUGCGUGUUCUUCUCUCCUAAGAAUCUCUCUUCUCUCUCUCUCUCUCUCUCUCUCUAUAAGACUAUGGAUUGUUGAGAGAGGUUUGGUGCGAGUGGAAGCGAUGGUUGAUAACAGGUUACGAAUCGACGAUGAGGACGAAGACGACGAAGAAGAAGACGGCGGCGGUUUCAGCUCGAAGCCUAGGGUUUCGGUGGAGAGGAAUCGGCGGUCUAUGAAGUUGUCCUUCUCAUUCAUAGCCGAUGGACUUUCUCCCAAGUCUAAAUCUCUGUAUACGAAGCUUCCCUCUCAGCCUCUCAACCUCUCUGUCCUCAAAUUGGACGGCUCUUCCUUCGAUAUUGAAGUUACAAAGACAGCCACUAUUGCUGAACUCAAGGAGGCAGUGGAGGCAGUGUUUGAUCACAUGCCUCAGAAGGGACCAGGAAAAAUUUCAUGGCCACAUCUUUGGGGGCAUUUCUGCUUAUGCUAUGAUGGUCAGAAGCUAGUCACUGAAGCUGACCCUAUCAGAAAUUAUGGCAUCAAGGACGGUGAUCAGCUUCAUUUUAUCCGGCACAUCUCAAUCAGCUACAACUUGAGAAAGAAACGACCAAAGAAACGGGAUGUUGGUUCAAAGCAAAGAAAAAUGUCAUUAUCGCAAUCAAAUAGCUGCGAGGAAGGAGAACAAAAAGACAAGGAAGACGACAAUUGUAGUGAUAUAGAGAAGGGGAAGCUCCAGCAUUAUGACAAAAAAGAUCGUUGUUUGAUUAAACCCCGCAAGGCCAGGAUUGCUCACCUAUUGGGAGGGUGGUUCUUAUGCACCAGACAAGCAACUGUUAAGAGGAAGAAAGUUGUAGGCUUGGCUUGUCCUUCAGGAAUGGGCACUGGUUUAGUGGGUGGUUUUAGAAAGAUCAUAUGGUUUUGCAGGAAGAAACGCAAUUCUCGGAGGGAUAAAUGGAGAGAGGAUUGAUGCUAAUGCUUGUAUAGGUUAGAGAGGAUUCUUAUUUUCAAAUCCAUAAUGUUCUUCUGUUCUUAACAAGCUGAGAUUUGCGUUCUAAAAAUUUUGAAACGCAGAUGCGUACAUAGGCAACAAAAGAUCAUUCAAUGCUUGAUUGCACCAAUGAAAAGUUCAAACAACUAGUAUACAUUUUAUUCCUGUGGCCUAAAGGUGUCAUACAUGAACAAGAUUAUAACGUCCCGUAUAUCUCACUCCUAGGGACUUACCCGUAAGGUUUUGUUCAUUGAACCGUAAUAGAGGACCUCUCUAUUAAGCCACGAGGUUUCAAAACCUUGGUUACCCGGUUCAACCUCUCAUUAAAUUGGUUACUUGACUAAAAAUAUAAUUUUAAGAUUUUAUCCAUGAAUUUUCCUCCCUGCUUAAUAGUUUCUGAUUUUAUACGGCCAAUUGGAGAUAUGAAGAAUUUGAGAUGUCACGCACCCCACAGCACGUGAGAAACACUUCCACCCAACUGGCUCCCCUCCUCGACCACAAAAUUUAUCAAUUUGUGUGGCAAAGAAUGAGAUAGCCCUCCACUCCCCUCUCACCCCACACAUCCUUCUCAGAAACCAGCCAUAUCACGCAAUACACACACACACACACUCCCUCUCUCCCAGAAGAACAACUCCCUCUCUCCCAGAAGAACAAA
This is a messenger RNA of Quercus lobata, 1843 nucleotides long. RefSeq lists its product as uncharacterized. Lineage: Eukaryota; Viridiplantae; Streptophyta; Magnoliopsida; Fagales; Fagaceae. Gene Ontology annotation, biological process: mRNA splicing, via spliceosome. The coding region runs from base 325 to 1167 and encodes 280 amino acids. Gene Ontology annotation, molecular function: protein binding. The transcript has 5 exons. The record is from RefSeq and is a predicted model, not a curated record.